AUGCCGUGGCGAUGGAUCCUGGCGCCGGCGCUGGUGAGGGGCUUCUUUGUGCCGCUGGAUGCCCCGAGUAUCCAGGCCUUGCUGCAUCGCUUCACUUUGCUGGAGCUGCCGACCGCCUCCUGCCCAGGGGAGGAUGAUGGCAGCUGGCACCCCCACUGCGCUUUUGGCCUUGCCGACAUCGUGGAAUGUGAGUAUACUGGCUACCAGUACUCCAUGGAGUGGUACUUCAUUGAGAUGCUGCGCGACAACUUGCAGUACUUGGCGGAUCCCGAAGAGGCAGAGUUUGUGUACUUCCCCCAUUGUGUAUCGCAGCUCUACUUUGCGCUGAAGGACACUCACAACUUGACUCAUUGGCAGGCCAUCGAGCGGGCUGAGCUGCAGUAUUUGGUGCCCAUGCUACGCUGGGCACACCGCUCUCCCCUGCACGCAAAGUUCGGGGGGCGGAACUUCUGGACGGUCUUCAGCAUGGACCUGGGGCGCCAGGACUUCCCGAGGUCCGGGGCCUGGCUGCAGCGCUGGAGCGUGGGCUCCCUCACGGGGAGUCCUACAUGGAUGGCUGACAACAGAAUGCUGCUCAAUACGAGCCAGAUGAACGAUGUCGUGGACUGCUGGGAACUGGACACGGCACCCGUGGUGUUUGCGAACGAGAUGUUCCCCGCUCGAACCUUUCGAGCGCAGGACACGGUGAUCUCCAUACCCUCGCGCUUUUCUCCGCAUCCGAGGUCGCGGAGGUUUGGAGGUCGCCCUGUGCUGGCAUUCUUUGCUGGCUCACCCAACUCCUGUGCCAGGGAGCGGAUCUUGGCGCUUUUGUCCAACGAGCCCGGCUUCGAUGUGUCCACGAGCUUUGCCACAGGCAACGAGGAGUACCGGGAGCGCAUGUGGCGGGCGCGGUUUUGCUUCGUCCUUCGAGGGUCCUCGCACACCAACAACGUCCGGCUCUAUGACGUCAUGGCCCACGGCUGUGUGCCGGUCAUCGUGUCAGACGACUUCCAGCCACCUUUGGACAGGCUGCUGCCAUGGAAGGAGCUCGCAAUCUUCUUGCCGACCUCCAGCAUUCCCAGGCUGGCGCACAUCCUGCGGCAAGUCACAGAGAAGCAGCGAUGGCACUACUUCAGGAACAUUGCGAUUGGUCGGCCGGAAGGUGCCAAGGGCUACCCAGAGGACUUCGAAGCAGCGAAGGCCUUUCCAACGCACCUGGAUAGGGAGAGCCUUUGGAGCGGCCUCUCCGCCAGCCGCGUCUUUGAGUGGCACGACAGCAUCUUCUGGAUCCUUUUCUACGCAGAUGUGGCGGCCAAGCUGCGAGCACGUGUUAAGGCAGCAGCAGACACACCGUUGCCGGCAAGACCACAGCAGGGCCUACUUUUGGCGGCUCUGCGGUGGCUCUUGGAUCUGCACUUCCGGAGGGACCGACGCAUGCCAGUCGUCCUGGAUUGCGGCGGGGAUGUGCAGCAGCAGGAUGCGUUGGGAGGCAUGGGCUGCUGUGGCCUCCGGUGGCUUCACAUCAGGGGCCUGCCUGGCCUACCAGAGCCUGAGGCAAUGGAGAGCUGCAGGCCUGCAUGCUGCCCGCAGUCGCCAGAAGUCUUGCUCAAGGUGGGGCGGCGGUGCCAUCCGCAUCGAGUGUGGGAGCUGGUAGAAAAGUACUCCCCGCGGGUGCUGUGGCUCAGCGACGCCGCCGGCAGGCUGUCGCUGUCGCAGCUGGCGCUGGCCGGGUGGCUGUGCUUCCGUCCCACAAAGAAGGGCUGGGAGCCCCUCUUCGCGCCGUAUGAAGCGAGAGAGGGCCCAGGCCUUUGUCUCAAUGAAGCUGAUCCUGACCUUGACCUGAUGCUGCACCUGGAUCACAUCUCGGCUCCCUCCCGCUGGGGCUUGGAGUUUGCCAAGUCUCCCAACAGCCGGGGCCGCUUCCUUUACAACCUGAGCUGA
Molecule: messenger RNA, 1920 nt
Organism: Effrenium voratum
Lineage: Eukaryota; Dinophyceae; Suessiales; Symbiodiniaceae
Source: the annotation of a GenBank genome assembly